GGAAGAACCAGACACGUUCAAUUAUUCCCUGCCCACGUCUACUCCGCCACCAUGAGGAACCGGGCGACGACCACAUUGACCAAUCCGAAAAUCCGACAAUCAUGGAGCAAAUACAACCUAUUUAACCUGACGCGGAUGCGCACCCCCCAAACCUCCUUCCGCACCCACUUCCAGCAGAAAUUCAAAGCCAAGAGCAUCGCCCGCGCCUACCAUGGCGAACAGGUCCGCGAGAGCCAGUGGCAGCGCAUGUUCUCCUCCCGCAUCCGCAGCGUCAUCCCCAUGGAUCCCUACAACCUGGCCAAGGACGACGGCGCGGGGGCCGCUGCUGGCCGUGGCUCCGGCCUGGGGAACAAGAUCAGCCGGGCGGAGCUGAGCGUCCAGCAGGCGAAGCAGUAUAUUCCCUUUUCGCAGAUGACGUUUGCUCCGUUGGAGCGGCGGCUGGAUGUUGCUGUUUUUCGGGCCCUCUUUGCGAGCAGUACCCGCCAGGCUCGUCAGUUUGUGAUUCAUGGGGCGGUUACCGUUAAUGGGCAGAAGAUGAGAUACCCCGGUUACCUUUUGAACCCCGGAGACCUCUUCCAGGUCGACCCCGAACGCGUCAUGUUUGCCACCGGCGCCCCCAAGAACAAGUCCGAACGACGGGAAGGCCGUGCCCUGCGCAAGAAGAAGUCGGAAGGAGAGGAAGCCACCGAGGCCGAGGCCAAGGAGGAAGACAGCGCCGCGGCGGAGGAGUCCAAGGAGCCCGCGGAGGCUGAGGCCAAGGACCAGCCCAAGGAAGACCCCCGGAAGGUCUUGAAGGGGCUGAUGGCCCAGGCGAAGGGCAUCAUGUCCACCGGCCAGGAUGUCCUGCCCGCCAAGCGCAAGCAGGAGCUGCGCGGCUUCCAGAAGGCCGUGCGUCGAGUGCUGUCGCGCUCGGCCUCGAGCACCGUGCUCACUGACAACCUCGAGUCGCAGUUCGCCGAGCUGACCCAGCUGCUCAAGGCCAAGCGCGCCGAGAAGAAGAAGGGCGACCGCAAGGAAGGUAAGGAGGCCCGGUCACCCAAGUCCGAGGCAUCCGACGCCCAGAAGCAGCCCGGUGCGCCUCAGGGUGCCGCCGCCGCCGACGAGGCCCAACCCGGCGAGGCCCUGACCGAAGCCUUCCGACAGGCGGCCGAGAAUCCGGAGCAGGAGCCCGACACGUCGGAGCUGUCCGACGAGGAGUUCGACGUGCUCAAGCGCGCGAUGGUGCAGAUGCGCGACAACCCCAUCGAUCACAGCAAGCCGUACGGCACGCCGUGGCAGCCGCGCGAUUUCAUGAGCGCCUUCGCCUUCGUGCCGCGCUACCUCGAGGUCAACCACAGCAUCUGUGCGGCGGUUUACCUGCGCCAUCCUGUCGCGCGUCCCGGCGCGUCUGAAGUGCCGUCGCCGUUCGGCGAAGUGGUGGGUACGGGUGCGUUUGCGUGGUAUCUGCGCCGACGGUAGUUUCUUUCGAGUGGAUGGGUUGAUAUUUUCUUUAUUUCUCUCUCUGUAGACUUGGAUCUGCAGGUGCAUGUAUAACUGGGCUGUCUGGGUUUCUGUUUGAUUUUAUCUGUCUUUUCUUUUUCUUUUCGAGCAUCUGCGACGAUCGGAUGAUCUGGCGCUCUGACUGUCUAAUCCUAGACCCACGCUGUAUUGUAUACCAUAUCAAUGUACAUUGGAUGUCUC
Molecule: messenger RNA, 1680 nt
Organism: Aspergillus campestris IBT 28561
Lineage: Eukaryota; Fungi; Ascomycota; Eurotiomycetes; Eurotiales; Aspergillaceae
Product: mitochondrial 37S ribosomal protein uS4m
Exons: 3
Coding region: 52-1458 (468 amino acids)
Biological process (GO): positive regulation of translational fidelity
Cellular component (GO): mitochondrial small ribosomal subunit
Molecular function (GO): structural constituent of ribosome; rRNA binding
Source: RefSeq, a predicted model, not a curated record